GGCGGAGAGGGGUGGGGGGGGCAGCGCAGGUUCCUGUGUGCGCUGGCUGCGGCCUGGCACCGGGAGGAGGGGGCGGCGGCGGCGGGGCCGGGCCCGGCGGAGGACUAUGGACCCGGCCGAGGCCGUGCUGCAGGAGAAGGCCCUCAAGUUCAUGCCCCGAAUACACAUGCCAAAAGAUGGAUUCCAACUUUUAUCUUCUGGAUACCAAGCAUGGCUAAAGCAGUGCUCUAUGCCCAGAUCUCUGUGGCUGGGCUGCUCCAGCCUGGCGGACAGCAUGCCCUCGCUGCGAUGCCUGUAUAACCCAGGGACUGGCGCACUCCCAGCUUUCCAGAACUCCUCUGAGAGAGAAGACUGUAAUAAUGAUGAGCCCCCUAGGAAGAUCAUUCCCGAGAAGAAUUCACUUAGACAGACCUACAACAGCUGUGCCAGACUGUGCUUAAACCAGGAAACGGUGUGUCUAGGAAGCACGGCUAUGAAGACUGAAAAUUGUGUGGCCAAAACAAAACUUGCCAAUGGCACUUCCAGUAUGAUUGUGCCCAAGCAAAGAAAACUGUCUGCAAGCUAUGAGAAGGAGAAGGAGCUCUGCGUCAAGUAUUUUGAACAGUGGUCCGAGUCUGACCAGGUGGAGUUCGUGGAGCACCUCAUCUCCCAGAUGUGUCACUACCAGCACGGACAUAUAAACUCAUACCUCAAACCCAUGUUACAGAGGGACUUCAUCACUGCACUGCCAGCUCGGGGAUUGGAUCACAUUGCUGAGAACAUCCUGUCCUACCUGGAUGCCAAAUCGCUGUGCGCCGCAGAGCUGGUGUGCAAGGAGUGGUACCGCGUGACGUCGGACGGCAUGCUGUGGAAGAAGCUGAUCGAGAGGAUGGUCAGGACAGACUUGCUCUGGAGGGGGUUGUCGGAGAGGAGAGGAUGGGGACAAUACCUAUUUAAAAAUAAACCCCCUGAUGGCUCUGCUCCACCCAACUCCUUCUACAGAGCACUUUACCCCAAAAUUAUACAGGACAUAGAGACAAUAGAGUCAAACUGGCGGUGCGGAAGGCACAGUUUACAGAGAAUCCACUGCCGAAGUGAGACGAGCAAAGGGGUUUAUUGUUUACAGUAUGAUGAUCAGAAGAUAGUAAGUGGUCUGCGAGACAAUACUAUCAAGAUCUGGGAUAAGAACACAUUGGAAUGCAAGCGAAUUCUCACCGGACACACGGGUUCUGUCCUGUGCCUCCAGUACGAUGAGCGGGUGAUCAUCACUGGAUCUUCGGACUCAACGGUCAGGGUGUGGGACGUGAACGCGGGCGAGAUGCUGAAUACACUGAUUCACCACUGUGAAGCAGUAUUGCACCUCCGCUUCAAUAACGGCAUGAUGGUGACAUGUUCCAAAGACCGAUCCAUUGCUGUGUGGGACAUGGCCUCACCAACAGACAUCACCCUGAGGAGGGUGCUAGUAGGGCACCGAGCUGCUGUCAACGUAGUGGACUUCGAUGACAAGUACAUCGUAUCUGCAUCAGGUGACAGAACUAUCAAGGUAUGGAACACUAGUACCUGCGAAUUUGUGCGCACCUUAAAUGGCCACAAACGAGGCAUUGCAUGUCUGCAGUACAGAGACAGGCUGGUAGUGAGCGGCUCUUCAGAUAAUACGAUCAGGCUAUGGGAUAUCGAGUGUGGGGCAUGUUUACGAGUACUGGAAGGCCACGAAGAGCUGGUGAGAUGCAUACGCUUUGAUAACAAGAGGAUAGUCAGCGGGGCAUACGAUGGGAAAAUUAAGGUAUGGGAUCUUGUGGCUGCUUUGGACCCCCGUGCUCCAGCAGGGACCCUCUGCUUGCGAACCCUUGUGGAGCAUUCUGGAAGAGUCUUUCGACUUCAGUUUGACGAGUUCCAGAUUGUUAGCAGCUCGCACGAUGACACCAUCCUCAUCUGGGAUUUUCUGAAUGACCCAGCUGCCCAAGCAGAAUCCACUCGUUCCCCGUCCAGAACGUACACUUACAUCUCAAGAUAAAUAACACUACACUGUACCUCACACUCGCACAGGACUCAUUUAAGCUGCAGUAUUUAAAUUAUCUGCCAAUGCCAGGACAAAAGAACUAUCCACGUAACCAAUACUUGCUGAAGAGAGAAGCUCUCAGACUUGUUUCUGGAACAAAGUUGGCAUGCGGUUGAUCUCAGACAGGGUCUACUCAGCGCGGCUGACUGCUAAAGUGCUGCUAUAUCAGAAGAUGACUUUUAUCUUUCAUGAACAAUUAACAUUUUUAAACCUUCCCAUCCCUUUCCUCCCUUGUCCCCAUCUUCCUGUUCACUCCUCUCCCCUUUACCCUGUUUGGUUCCCCUCCAAACCCAGUCACAGAUGUCCUGUGAAUAUAUUUAAGAUGUUGCCAGAAUGUGUUGCUUUGCUCUUAAGCAGAAGACUUAUAGCCACAGUGCACCCUGCUGGGAGAGUCACUCCAGGGUGGGUGGGGAGGAGGCUGCUACUCUCAGACUGAAAUCAAUAUCCAUUGCUAGGCCUUUGUAAAAGCAUUCGACUCUGAAGAGCAACAGAAAUGCAUAUAACAGCCAGACCAGCCCCCCCCGUCCCUGCGGCUUUUGGCUGUUCUGACUGCAGACCUAUUCCUUUGGAGAGAGGACCCUUGAAAUUUGACUAUUAUGAGCUAAGUCCAUCUCUUUCCUCUCCUGCCUGCUCUGCUAACCCUUUGGAAGCUGGAUGUGUAUCGUAGUCUCCUUUAACAUCUGCUUGGCUGGGGAAUGCUAGUCAGUGAAAAGUGAAACACUCUUCUGCCCAAGUCCCAAGCAUGAGGGACUGGGGCCGAGGUCCAGUUCCCUCCAUCCCAGUGAAACAUUUCUGAGUUCAGUACUUCACUAGCAAAGAGAUGGUUUGUAUGAAGGACAAUCUUACCCCUGCUGUAUUCCCCGAAGACAGCUGAUGGCUUAGGAAUCGUUCUGUAAAUAGGACGAGGAGGGGAGCUGGACUCUGCUCCUUUCCUUCCAUCCAAGGUACGGUCUCCUGGUGAUGGCAGGUGGGUAGAUGACGGCCGACUUUAAAGACAGUGAAGUUAGGAGUGGUUCCAGGACAACUCUACAGCAGUUCUGGGGCUGGCCUUACUAGAAAGCUCUAUGAGGGAGAGUCUUUGGUGUGCUUCUCUAACCUACAUGCAUGCUGCAUUGCGGUGUAGGGACACGGGAUUAGUCCCUUCGCUGAUAGCUGAGCUGGAUCUUCGCUUUCUGGCCGCGGCUUUUGCAAAUUGCUGUUGUUUAGGAGAUAAAAAUAGCCCUGGGGGGACGGACACGAGAAAAAACUCUACCUAUCUUCAAACUAGGCAGAGAGGUCUGGGGAACAUGGCUCUUUCUAGAGAGGAAGGCUGAGAGGAGAUGCAGCAGGCCUGCAUUUGGAUCAGGAAAGUCUGUGUAAAUCAGUCGCUGGCCAUUCCGGGCUGUGCCCACAUCUUCCACUGCAGGUCUUGAAUGACCCCGCUGGGUUAUAGCAGGGAGUUGCUCCAGUCCUGCAGUGAGAAGUCAGGGCACUUUGUCUCUGGGCUAGGGAAGUUUUAAACAGGCUUUGUAACACCCUCUAAACUUGGAACUUGGCAGAUGGAAAAUUAUAUUCAGCUAUUUUCAUCAUCUUCACUUUGCUACGGAAGCAGUUGCAUUGUUUCUAAUUGCUUGGGAUGCGCUUUUCCCACCAAUGAAAUUUUGCAAGGAGCUGGGCCUGGGGUCCCCAAAGAGCAGUUCAGAGAGCUUAAAUCAUUUCAGUGACAGCCAGGAUGGAUGAGAAAGCAGUGGAGGUAUAGAGGAAUGGAAAGCAGGUGCAUAGGGUGUACCUGGCAUGGUUCCUGCAGCGCAUGAGCAGCAGCGUUAAGCACCCAGCUCCCUGGGUUUUCUCUGAGCCUAGAGACUACAUCUGUUCAAAAGAGCAUCUCGGAGCGUGUGGUGACACUCCUGUUGGAAUCAUUGCUGUAAAAAGGGUCAAACAGGUUAACUCUGCUCUGUUCAGGUAACAUUGACAGCAUGACUUAUCUCUGCAGAGUCCUACAUGUUCUGAGUGACUAUAGAAAGUUCAUCCACAACUAAUUUUGACACUACUUCUGAGCCUAGGAAGGCCGUUUUAGAUUUCAGGCAGUUACACAUAUCAGACAUAGUGCAGUCCCAAAGCAAAACUGGCAGGGGAGCUGGGAGAAUCAAAGCGCACAUCCCAGACAUCUCUCAGUUGAAGUUCUGCAUCUUAUCCUUAGUGUUACUUGAACGCUGUUCCUCUAAGUUCAGUUAUGACCUGGUCUGCAGCAUGGUUGCGUAUCAGUAGGGGAUAAACCUAGGCUUCAGAUUUAAUGGUUACUUUCCUCAUUUUGUCUGGUCAUCCUCUGCCUUUCCCAUUUAGGUGACUGUAGAAAACACCAAUCUGUUACUCCAGCCUCUGAAGGCUGCAGACUUCCUAAUUUAACUGUGUCUUUGUGGGUACCGCCUGCAAGGAUGCAUUUUAUUUUAUUAGUUGCAAGAAUUUGGGAGAAACGGAAGACCAGCUGGCCAGUCACAGGCACCACCACUGCCGAUUGUCCAUGGUUGUCACAGCCCUGCUGCUCCGUGCUGCUGUCCUGUAACUUCUGAGCACUGUCGGGUGUUCAAAUGGUAGUUAACCAUAGUUUGAGCUCUGCAUAGAGCUGUUCAAGGUACAGUUUGUGAGCAACAGCUGGAAUCUGGUUUUGGCAAACGAUAAGAACAGUGUCUCGCCUUCCAGAAGGGACUGUGUCUGGGUACUUGGUACAGAGCUGCAGAAGGGCAGGGCUUCCUACCCCGCUCCCGAGUUGUGCAGAUUAGCUGAUAGCUAAGAAGGAAACAGGAGUUAACUGAUUAACUUGAACUUGAAACUGCCACAGCCUGACAUUUGGUGGUGUUCAUUGUGCCCCCAGGGAGGAGCAAUCUGGUAAGUAGAUCUCUCAGUGUCAGAAGAGAGUGGCUUUUCAAAUUCCCCCCUUAGGAUACGUGUGUGUGUGUGCGUGUGUGUGUGUGCAAGAGUGCGUGUGAGAGAGAGGUUUCAGUGUGAACCGACUGGGUAAUCCCUUAGCUGGGUUGGAGCAAUUGCAGAGUUUAUAAUGAAAAGAGCUAGAACGAGCUUGCUGAAAGGAGA
Molecule: messenger RNA, 5107 nt
Organism: Oxyura jamaicensis (ruddy duck)
Lineage: Eukaryota; Metazoa; Chordata; Aves; Anseriformes; Anatidae
Gene: BTRC
Product: beta-transducin repeat containing E3 ubiquitin protein ligase
Exons: 16
Coding region: 107-1993 (628 amino acids)
Molecular function (GO): protein dimerization activity
Source: RefSeq, a predicted model, not a curated record